UCAACCCUGCUCAAAUCCAUUCCCAGUUUGUAGUUCAAGUUUUUUUGCUGAACCUUGCGUGGAUUCGUUGACUUGGCAACUGGUGACCCGAUCCUGGCCAAGCAGACGUCGGUGAACCGCGAUGAAUCGUCACGAGGGAAUCGUGUGCAAGGGCUGCGCCAAGGAGUCCUUCAUGGGCAGGUGCUAUCGCUGCCUCAGCUGCCGGCAGUUUGACAUGUGUGCGGAUUGCUACCGCAACGACUUCGUGACCGCCGAUCAUCCUUUCGAUCAUCCGGUCAUGUGCAUCUACACGCCGGCGGACGUGGAGCUCUACUUUGGUGGCGAGUACAUCAGCAGCGAUCCGCCGCAGAGCUACCGCUGUCCGUACUGCAAGCGGUGGGGCUUCAAUGAGUCCACCUUCCUGGAGCACGUCUCGUCCAGCCAUCCCAAUGCCAAUCCGCAGCUUGUCACCACCAUGGUCACCCUCUUCGAGCAGCAGCAGGCGGCCCGCCUCUUCCUGGAGGACGAGCAGUUGGCCUCGCUUUUGGCCUCCGCCACGUCGCGCAACGAGCAGAUGCGCCGCACGGUGGGCUCCCUGGAUCUCUAUCUGGUGCCCCUGAAUCCGGAUGGCAGCUACCGCAAGGCGGAGGGCAAAAAGGAAAAUGCCGCGGCCUCCAAGUGCCGGGAGAUGGUGGCCAGGGAGCGCAUCUUCCGCGUGACCCGACGCAGUGGCGGCCCAACGGGCAGAUCCAGCGCAUCUAGCCGGGCUCUGCCUGCCCCAGCCUCGGGCAGCAACUCGACCAAUGACACCUCCCUGGACCUGGAAGACGAUAUCAUAGCCAUCGCCACGAAUCCCCGCCUGAAUUGGAUGCAGCGCAAUGUGGCGGCGGCCGAGAGACUGCACUUUGCCAUCUCGGAGACCGACAAUAGCACUGGUGCACCUACAGCUGCUCCGACAGCCAUCGUCUCUCAUCCUUCGCUCACCGAGAUGAUGCGCUUCUAUGGCGGCAUGCCGCAGGAGCAGCCCGCCACCCGACUCAUCCGCUCCAGGCCAGCGAACCCGGCUCCACAAGCGGCGAAUACCGGAAGCAACAGUAACCGAACUAUACAAGUCUAUGGACCCACUUCAGCUUUUACCCAGGCGCAGCAAAAUGCCCGUUCCCUGUACUUGGCCCAGGAAUUGUUUUCGCGCGACGAGCGGCGUCGCUCGGCCAGGAUGCCCACGUUCCAGGGCAACAAUGCCGGAGGACUCCAGCGCCUGGGGAUCAACUCGCGUGCCUUGACCGCUCGCAACGUGGACUUCAGUGAACUGCCGCCGGAGGAGAGCGAUGUGGCCAACCUCAACGCCGCCUCGGUGGAGAACUUCUUGCGCUGCCUCAGGGGAGAGGAGCCGGCCAAGGUGAUCAAGCAGCGGGAACAGGAGCGCCGACGCUUUCUGUGCUAUCGCUUCCUAAUGCCCAGGAUCUCGAGGCGUCCGCAGGAAAACUUUCUCCUGCUACGCGCCGAAUUCGUGUCGCAACUGCUGUCCUCCGCCUUGUUCGAGGAGGAUUUCCAGCGAGUGUCCAUAGGAAGCAUGGCCCCAAAACGGAAGAUUCUAACGGGCAGUAGAAUCGCCGGCGCCGGCGAUGCUGAGAAGAAUUCUCCUCCUGCUUGAUUUAUUCAGAUCAGUUUUCUGUACGAUUUGUAACCUUUUUGUAUCGGUUAAAUUUUCUGUUCAUAUCGAGAGAACUUUUGGUGACUUUGCCUUUAAGCGCCAGUAAAUUAAUUGUAUUUUU
This is a messenger RNA of Drosophila takahashii, 1754 nucleotides long. RefSeq lists its product as uncharacterized. The record is from RefSeq and is a predicted model, not a curated record. Gene Ontology annotation, biological process: synaptic signaling. Gene Ontology annotation, molecular function: zinc ion binding. Gene Ontology annotation, cellular component: plasma membrane. Lineage: Eukaryota; Metazoa; Arthropoda; Insecta; Diptera; Drosophilidae.